This is a messenger RNA of Fusarium odoratissimum NRRL 54006, 225 nucleotides long. RefSeq lists its product as uncharacterized. Lineage: Eukaryota; Fungi; Ascomycota; Sordariomycetes; Hypocreales; Nectriaceae. The coding region runs from base 1 to 225 and encodes 74 amino acids. The record is from RefSeq and is a predicted model, not a curated record. The transcript has a single exon.
AUGUCAAGCUCGCACUACAUCAAAGUUCCUCGCGAAGAUCCCUCGCCUGACACUAAACAGCAACCCGCUUCGUCCUCAGAGCAGAUGAGGAACUGGCUGCGAGAGGGUCAUAAAGAUAUGCCGUGGCAUAACAUCGAUUCAGUUGCUGCAUCCGACACGCAAGACAACUCCAAUGUCAACGACGCGCCGUCUGAUACCCCUGCCACGCAAGGCAGUGACAAGUAG